AGGGCCGGGCCGGCUUCGGCUGCCGCUUGUCGCCCCCGAGCACAGAUCAGGGUCCAGGCGAAGGCUUCGCGCGGCCUUGUGGCCUCGUCCUUCCCACCCAUCCUCCCGGCCCCUUCGCCGCUUCAGCCAUGGCACAGAAACCCAAGAUAGACCCCCACGUCGGGCGGCUCGGGUACCUGCAGGCGCUGGUCACUGAGUUCCAGGAGACCGAGAGCCAAGACGCCAAGGAACAAGUCCUCGCCAACCUUGCCAAUUUCGCCUAUGACCCGGGCAACUACCAUUAUCUGCGGCAACUGCAAGUCCUGGACUUAUUCCUCGAUUCGCUGUCGGAAGAGAAUGAAACUCUAGUGAAGUUUGCCAUUGGCGGCCUCUGCAACCUCUGCCCAGACAGGGCCAACAAGGAGCACAUCCUACAGGCCGGAGGCGUCCCUCUCAUCACCAACUGUCUGUGCAGUCCCAACGAGGAGACGGUGUUAUCUGCUGUCACCACACUCAUGUACUUGAGCUCGCCCGGCACUGGCUCCCACCCGGAGCUCACCUCCUUGCCAGUGAUCCAGUGCAUGCUGCGCUUUUCACUGUCAGCCAACGCAAGGCUCAGGAAUCUGGCCCACAUCUUCCUAGAGGACUUCUGCUCCCCGAGCCAGGUGGCUGAGGCCCGAAGCCAGCAGGCCCAUUCUGCCCUGGGUAUCCCACUGCCAAAGACCGAGGCCCCACAGCAGCCCUGACCCCAGGAGACCCCGAGACCCCGCCACUUUCUGCCUGAGACCAGUGCUGGCUAAUAACAGCUCCUUGAGCCUAUCCUGCCCAAGUGGUACCUGUUAGGCUGUGUGCAAGGUACGGUCCCCGCAUGUGGCCGUCGUUUACAGCUAGGAAUGAAGAAGCCAGACUUGAUGCUUCGAGGAGAAAACCAAAGCUAGUGUAGCUUUCAUGGACUAGUGCUCCCAACAGACUACAGGCAGAAGACCGCCUCUGGUGCCCCCAGUGCCCAGCUGACACCCUCUGUAAACAAGUUUUGCAUAGGGUGUACUCAAGAGCAGCUGCUAGAACGAAGACUCAGAGAGUGGCCAGUAACAUGGUAUCCAGAGGAAUGCUAACUGCUAGAGAUUGGCCAGCCUCAUUAGCUGGGAAGGUGCUUCGGGGUAACUCCUCCAGUCCUGAGGCUGGGCAUUUGGGCACAGCAGACAUUGACUUGGACAGCUCUGCAGCCCAGGAACAACUGUCCACACAACCCAGCCCCCUGCUAGGCAUCCUGUGAGCAAUGCCAAGAUGAAGUCUGCCCUUGGGUGUCACGCCUCAAAGGCUAUUAGCCAGAUGGCCAUCAGGCAUUAGGAGCAAGGGCCCCUGGGAGUUACGAGCAGAACAGACAGAGGUGCACACCUUGUCCCUUUGAGGCCCUACAUAGGACCCUGGGACACAGACAGCGACUUUUGAUCCCCUUGUGACCAGGCUGCAGUACCAGCUGCUACCUGUGGCAUCCCUGUCCUUCAGAAAUGUUGCUCUGCCCCCUUCUGCCUAUCACCAGAUCCUCUGACCGCAGGAUACAAACCCUUCUUGACUAUUCAGAUCUGCUUCCUGCUCUUCUCCCAGGAGCCAUCAGCCUCCAAACCUGUUAGGGCUGUGAUGCAGAUCUUCAAUAAAGACACCCAGAAAGGGCUGGAGAGAUGGCUCAGAGGUUAA
Phodopus roborovskii (desert hamster) is the source of this 1677-nucleotide messenger RNA. RefSeq names its product armadillo repeat containing 7 (gene Armc7). Gene Ontology annotation, molecular function: protein binding. Lineage: Eukaryota; Metazoa; Chordata; Mammalia; Rodentia; Cricetidae. The transcript is spliced from 3 exons. Bases 129 to 725 code for a protein of 198 amino acids. The record is from RefSeq and is a predicted model, not a curated record.